AUGAAAGGUGACGGCGUGCUGGUGUGGAAGGCCCUGAGUGUGCAGCCGGUGCGUCUAUCCGUGCUGGUGAGUGACCACAUGUCCAGCUCGCUGCUCGUGCCCGUGCUGCAGGUGUGUGCCUGCCUCAACGGAGGCACCUGCCAGUACAGCAGCGUCACACAGAACCACCUGCAGGGCAAGUUCCAGGUGGUGGGCUGCCUGUGUCCACGAGGCUUCAGUGGGCCCCUGUGUGGGAACAGCACAGACGCGUGUCGUGGCGAGCCCUGUUUCCCUGGCGUGGACUGUUCCAGCGCCCCCCACUCCGACUCCUUCUCCUGCGCUGCCUGCCCCCAGCCCACGGUCAGCAGUGGGGUGCCCGGCUACAAGUGCUUCGAGAACGAUUUCUGUCUGCCUCCCUUCCCCUUCCCCUGUCACUCAAUGGCCGAGUGCUCCAGCACGGGCUACAACUACACCUGUGCGUGUAAACCUGGGUUCACAGGGAACGGACAAGAGUGCACAGAUAUAAACGAGUGCCUGGACCCUGCCACGUGUCCCAAUGCUAAGUUUGAGUGUGUGAACACGGCCGGCUCAGUGCGCUGCUCCUGCCGCUACCGCACCAGUGACCAGAGAGAUGGCUGUGGUGACUCUGCAAACCCUACAGGGUGGAACGUGUUCAAUGUGUCCAUGAGCUGGGGCAAGAGACAGGUGGGCCAAGAAGGCCUUACUCAGCUGGAGCGGAUCCUCUCCAUGGGCUUCCAGAACAAGUUCUACAACGCCAGCAUGAAACAGUACCGACCAACAGCACCGAGCGGACCCAACGAGUACCGCAUCAACAUGUCCAGCGACACCCCACACUGGUACGUCCAGGACUACCUGAGCCGGGUCGGUGCCUACUACGACAUCACCCUGGCAGACGUUGGAGACUUGGACGAGUGCAAGGCCAAUGAGGCGGAGUGUGUGCCCCCGGCGGUGUGCUCCAACACCUACGGAGGCUACAGGUGUGUGUGUAACGGCACCGACAUGGAGGAGGCACAGUCCUGUGUGUUAGAGCGGGACAAUGUGAACCGGACGGGCACUGCGGAGGCCGUGUCCAUGGAGGAGCAGAAGCCGCUGAUCCUGGGCCUGGUGCUGGGCAUCGGCAUCCCCCUGCUGAUGCUGCUGCUGCUGGCCGCCCUGGCCUGCUUCUGCUGCUCCCGCAAGAAGACCGUCAGCGGAGAUAUCCCCCGCCUGCUGCCUGACUACCGCCAGGACCAGUUCAGCGUGCCCUUCGACUACUCUAACCCAGCCCUGCACUACACCACCCACUGCAGCCCACGAGUCCUGGAUGGAAUCACUACCCACAGAGGCCGACGAUAACACACACACACACACACACACACACACACACACACACACACA
Molecule: messenger RNA, 1377 nt
Organism: Sardina pilchardus (European sardine)
Lineage: Eukaryota; Metazoa; Chordata; Actinopteri; Clupeiformes; Clupeidae
Product: neurogenic locus Notch protein-like
Exons: 11
Coding region: 1-1335 (444 amino acids)
Molecular function (GO): calcium ion binding
Source: RefSeq, a predicted model, not a curated record